Cucumis sativus (cucumber) is the source of this 2158-nucleotide messenger RNA. RefSeq lists its product as uncharacterized. Lineage: Eukaryota; Viridiplantae; Streptophyta; Magnoliopsida; Cucurbitales; Cucurbitaceae. The transcript has 8 exons. The coding region runs from base 310 to 1512 and encodes 400 amino acids. The record is from RefSeq and is a predicted model, not a curated record.
UGAAAGCAUCGAGUAAUAUUAAACAAUUAAACUUCAAGUGCAGAUGGUAUCGCUUCGAAAAUGCCAGAUGGUAGCCGUAGACGCUUCACACUCAUCCCUUCUUCAUGAAAACCAAAUCCUUCACACCGCCCUUCCAAAGCAAAAAGGAGAUUCUCACCGCUGUCCUCCGUUCUGUAUGACCGUCAUCCCUAACUCUUCUGCCUGCCCCGACUGUUGUGUGAUGCUUCAUUAAGAUACGCAUCCCUUCUUGACAAAAACAAGAUCCCUCCAUGUUGUCCUGCAAAAACAAAAACGGAAUCUUGUCGUCUGAUGCUUCAUUCUGAUACACAUCCCUUCAAAAUGGAAUCCCUUCAUGUCGUUCCCUUGACGCUUCCAACCGCUGACCUGCGUCCUUCGAACAAACCCAUCGAACACUUCUCUUCUCUUACCGUAAUACUAAAUGUUGAUAUUUGUCAGAAAUGUGGAGAUAGAGGCUUUGUUGAGGCUUUAAAUUUUUGUAAUGAAUGUCAGACUUAUCCUAUCCAUCGCUAUUGCCUAGAUGAACUGCCAAAAUAUUUGGAUGAGUAUGUUCCUUGGCUUUGUGAAGAUUGUGAGGCAGCAAUUUUGCCAACAAUAAACUCUGAAGUUAAAUUAAAAAAGAAAAAGCAGGUCAAACAACUCAAGAAGAAAAAGAAGAAAAAGAAGAAACAGAAGAAAAUUAAGGGGAAUGAUGAUUGUGAUAAGAGUAGUUAUUCUCUUCAACUACCUGAGGCACAUUGCAGUGAGAACAAGAAUGAGUCAACACCUGGAAGGCUAGGAGAGCCAGUACUCGAAGAUGGGGCUGUUAGACCUCCUAUCACACACACCUACAAACGCAAGGGUAAAAAGGGAAGUGUCUUAACAGGGGCCAAUCACGGUCAAGUUGCUACAUCAUCUGAUAUGUGUAAUUCUACAAGGCUCAACUGUUAUGUUGCACAACCUAUAGUAGAUCCAGUGUGGAGGGGAACUUUAAAAUUUUGGAACCGAAGUUCUGGCAAAGUUUGUGUACUUGUUGCUCAUAUGUCUAGCUUAGCAUGUUCAAAAGUGUACGAGGAGGCAAAAAUGUUACCUGUGUUACUUUCCGCUGAAUUAUUUCGUAGAUGUGAUGUAUGGCCUAGAGGAUUUCAGAAAUUGGGGCCAACUGAUCAAAAUAUUGCUCUAUAUUUCUUUCCAGAUGGGGAAAGCCAAAAGGCAUUUGAUCUUCUGGUUAAUGCAAUGAUGUCCCAGGACCUAGCCAUGAAGGCUGUGUUGAAGAAUGCAGAGCUAUUAGUUUUUACUUCCUCCAUGUUACCAAUGAGAUAUUGGAGAUUUCAAACAAAGUACUAUUUGUGGGGCGUCUUUCGUGGAAAGCAAACUGCAAAACCAAGAAAUGUUGUCGCUUCUGAGGAGAGAACUUUUGCCGAGUCAACUUGUAUGCAAGGCCCUAUAAGUCCCAUUCGAACUCUGCAAUUGAUUUCAGGACCAAUAUACUUCCAGUUGCUGACGGAAGGAUGAUGCCUAAGAAUUUAGACGUGAGGUUGGAAAUGGUGGGAGCUCACAAAGUUCUCUCACGCUUUAAGUUUGAAACAAUUUUGGAGGAUCAGUAGAUUGUCUUUCUUUACCGGUGUUAGAUGUACAUUGUUCCGCCCCGACCUCGGCUCUUAUGAGGCUAUUUCAGUAACUUUCCAUUGGUUUCUUCACAGCUCCAAUGCCAUAAUGCUAAGGAAAGCGAAGUGACUAAGUACUUUCACCUUAACACCGAAGGCCAAUCAUAGUUAGGAGAACUGCCUCCCUUUAUUAGUCUUUUGUGGUCUUUUGUUGGGGAUGGCUUUUGUAUUGUGGCUUUGGUCUUACCUCUUCGUUGAUGAUAUGUGGAUACAACAAAACAAAGCUUAACAUGAAUCUCUAACCUUAGUGUAAAAAAAAACCUUCUUAAACUUAAUAUCUAACCUAUUUUUGAGUCAGAUGUGUGAAUAAUCCAUGUCAAGUUGUUGAUUGGUGAGUUAGCUGAGGAUUAUGAAGGGGAGUAUUGUUCUUGUAUUUAUGUUUUUAUUUAGUUUAGUGGCAAAUAUGUUGCAUUUUUCACAUCUUGAACAUGUGAGAAUAAACCCUAAUGGUGAAGGAUAUUUGUUUUAUUGUUAUGGCAAACUAGUUUUUAACA